CUCUUUUCCGCGUUCCGCUCCAGCGGCUCAAAAACGACACUGUUGGCCUAUUGCCACUUCAGUCAGCCUUUAGAACGACCACUGUCGGCGCUACCAUGCGCCAAUACCAAUGCCUGUUAGCAAUAAUCGCUGCCAGCAGCGCUCUCCCGCAGCUCCCGAGCGGCAGCAAGCAGAGCACUCUCCUGCAGCUCCCACGAGGCGGACAGAGCGCUAUCUCACUACGCGGCGGAAACACAGCGCGCUGGCCCAUCACCUCAAAUGAUGCCUGGUCCAAGCAGCGGGCCGCCGGACGCGAAAUCGGGCGCCCGAAGAAGCCGACGCUGCGGCAGCAGUCCUACGAGGACGUCGUCGACGCGAAGCCGCUCGACGAACUAUUAGAUAGAGAUAGCCGCGUCGUUUUUGUGAGACGCGUGUAUGGUUUACUGACGGCGAACCUCGCCCUGACGGCCAUAAGCUGCCUCUACUGCUCGACGCACCACAAUUUAAUAAGGAAUAUACUGUUAGGCCCGAGCGGCCCGCUGCUCAUGGGGUUAUGCGUCGCCACGGGCCUCGGCGCUUCUUUAGCUGUCUCCUUCUCGACGAAAUUGCGGAGCUCCAUACCGCUCUUCACGCUCUUCGCGUGCGCCGAGAGUGUCUUGGUGGGCGUCGCCGCCUCGGCCUUCAAGGCAAGAAGUGUGUUAUUAGCCCUCGCGCAGACGGGCACGGCGACGGCAGCAUUAACAGCGUGGACACUCCAACCCAACCAGAAGUACGACCUGACGCAGUUCGGGAGCAUGCUGUUCGCGGGGCUCAUGGUCCUAUUAGUAAGUGCGGUCAUGGGUACAAUGAUGCACGUCCCGCAAAACAGUCUUGUUGGAAGUACGGUCGGCGCGUUACUGUUUUCGGCCUUCAUCGUCCACGACACGCAACUUAUCGUCGGCGGGAAGAAGCGCCAGUUCGACACAAAUGAUUAUGUCCUGGGCGCGAUGUCGUUGUACAUGGACAUCGUGAACCUCUUCCUCUAUUUAUUGCGGUUGUUUGGGGAGCUGCAGGACGACCGGGCGCUCGUACCGAGGUGAGUAAAUGUAC
Messenger RNA from Pelagomonas calceolata, 1068 nucleotides. NCBI's taxonomy places the organism in Eukaryota, Pelagophyceae, Pelagomonadales, Pelagomonadaceae. The record is from the annotation of a GenBank genome assembly.